This is a messenger RNA of Quercus lobata, 1076 nucleotides long. Its product is annotated as (+)-neomenthol dehydrogenase-like. The record is from RefSeq and is a predicted model, not a curated record. NCBI's taxonomy places the organism in Eukaryota, Viridiplantae, Streptophyta, Magnoliopsida, Fagales, Fagaceae. The transcript has 5 exons. Gene Ontology annotation, molecular function: oxidoreductase activity, acting on the CH-OH group of donors, NAD or NADP as acceptor. Gene Ontology annotation, cellular component: membrane. The coding region runs from base 1 to 948 and encodes 315 amino acids.
AUGGCAGAAGCAGCAGCGAGGUAUGCUGUUGUUACAGGGUCCAAUAAGGGAAUUGGAUUGGAAACAGUUAGGCAAUUAGCUUCGAAAGGUGUUAAGGUGGUGCUAACAGCAAGAGAUGAGAAGAAGGGUCUUGAAGCAGUUCAAAAACUAAAAGAUUCUGGUCUCUCUGACCUUGUCAUUUUUCAUCAACUUGAUGUGGCUAACCCUGGCUCUAUUGCUUCUCUGGCAGAUUUCAUCAAAACCCAGUUUGGGAGACUUGAUAUCUUGGUGAACAAUGCAGGGAUUGUUGGAGCCACAGUAGACUAUCAUGAUUCCUCGCGUUCAAUCAACGCAAAAUUUAUGGCAAGUGUCACACGACUCACACCCCAAACCUACUAUAAGGUGCAGGAAAGGCCAUCAACAGAGCCUAAAAAAUCUACUCAAACAUAUGAGUCAGUAAAAGAAUGUGUGGAAACAAACUACUAUGGUGCUAAGAGGACAACAGAGGCUCUUAUUCCCCUCCUUCAAUUAUCUGACUCGCCAAGAAUUGUUAAUGUGUCUUCUCCGCCUCGAAAUUUGUGGUGGUAUGACAUACCUAACGAAUUGGCGAGAGGAGUGUUUACUGAUCCAAAGAACCUUACAGAAGAGAAUGUGGAAGAGGUGUUGAGUGAGUAUCUAAAAGACUUCAAAGAGUGUUCCUUGGAAACUAAAGGAUGGGGUCAUUCAUCUGCUUAUGUACUCUCCAAAGCAGCUCUGAAUGCCUACACUAAAAUUCUAGCCAAGAGGUAUCCGAGUUUCUGCAUCAAUUGUGUCUGUCCUGGCUUCGUUAAAACCGACAUAAACUGGAACACCGGCAAGAUACCUGUUGAGGAAGGUGCUGCACAUCCUGUGAGGUUAGCGCUGCUGCCCAAAGGCGGUCCUUCUGGCCUUUUCUUUGUUCAGCAAGAAGUGUCACCAUUCUUAUCCUAGAUAGUCCAUUUAUAUAGAUGAAUAAGAAAACACAACUUGUGAUCUGUGGUUUUCAGUGCACUUUCCCGUAAUUUAUAUGAAAGAUUACGAAUUUCUUGUCGAAGUUAAAAACACCGAUUUGGGGGGGG